AUCGUCAUCGUGAAGGCUCCAUCACCCAUCUCCCGUCUCCUCGAUGCACACGACAUCUCGACAGCUGGGCCUGUGGUCCAAGAUCAUCUCCAAGAUCCCCUUCAGCAGCCGCCGCCCACUGGGCCGCGACCUCGCCGGCAACAGAUACUACGAGCUCCCCAAUCCCGCCGGCGGGCGGAGCAAGCGGGUAGUGGAAUACGCCGACUCGCCGACCUCGUACGCCUACUCCUCGCCCGACGACUAUCGGCGGGGCACCGCCCAGCUCCCGGUGCAAUGGACGGCAUGGAUGAGCCACACGCGCGCCGACCCGCCGUCCAUGGCCGAGCUCGAAGCCGAUGCGCGCCGGCAAGCCGCGCUGCGCGCGCGCGUACUCGAGAUCGAGGCGCGCGAACGCGCCGAACGCAUCCAGCAGGGAUACCUCCUGCCAGACGGCAGCGAGGCCGGCGAGCGCAAAGUGCCGCUGGCGCUCGGAGGCGCUAUGGAAGAGGAGGGGACGUUCGCGAGCGCAGGCGGCACGCCGCAUGCCAGUGCCAAGUUCGCGUAUCCGCCCGCGCCGCGCGAGAAGUUGCCGCCGAAGGGCAGCGCGCCCGUCGCGGUCGACUUGGCUGCGGGGGCGCAGGCAGCGGGGGCCGGGCAGGCCGGGCGGGCGCACGCGGAACUCGCCGGGCGCGCGGAGGCCGCUGCGGCUCGAGCGAGCCUUGCAGCGCCUGAGACUCGGGAAGAGACGCCAUUGGAUGCCGAGAAGCGCGAGCCCAUCGUCCCGCCGCGCGCCAAAGUCGAUGCGCUCAGCACGGAUCCCGAGACGCUGCGCAAGCUCGCGGAGGAGGACACGCGGCGGCGGCUGCGCGAGAGCGGCGUGAGCGAGGAGGGCGUGGGCGAGGCGGGGGUGACGGGCGUCGGGAGGGCGUUUAGGCCGCGCAAGCGGGGGGCGUAG
Molecule: messenger RNA, 934 nt
Organism: Cutaneotrichosporon oleaginosum
Lineage: Eukaryota; Fungi; Basidiomycota; Tremellomycetes; Trichosporonales; Trichosporonaceae
Biological process (GO): mitochondrial respiratory chain complex I assembly
Cellular component (GO): mitochondrion; membrane
Source: RefSeq, a predicted model, not a curated record